Messenger RNA from Oncorhynchus masou masou (cherry salmon), 7109 nucleotides. Its product is annotated as activin receptor type-1C-like. NCBI's taxonomy places the organism in Eukaryota, Metazoa, Chordata, Actinopteri, Salmoniformes, Salmonidae. Gene Ontology annotation, biological process: activin receptor signaling pathway; cellular response to growth factor stimulus; protein phosphorylation. The record is from RefSeq and is a predicted model, not a curated record. The coding region runs from base 61 to 1551 and encodes 496 amino acids. Gene Ontology annotation, cellular component: plasma membrane; activin receptor complex. Gene Ontology annotation, molecular function: activin receptor activity, type I; ATP binding. The transcript is spliced from 9 exons.
ACUCUAGGAAAACGGUAUAGACAGGCGUCCGCGAACCAAGCAGAUGGUGCUCCUCCGGCCAUGACUCGUACCAGGCUCCCCACGGUUGAAGCGGCGUUGAUAUUUCUAUCUGUCGCACAGCUGAGCACAGCCCUGAAGUGUGUGUGCCAGCUAUGUAACAACAACACCUGUGAGACGGGCGUGGACGGGGCCUGCUGGAACUCUGUGAUGCUGAUCAACGGGAAGGAGGAGGCCGUCAAGUCCUGUCUGUCCCCGGCUGAGAUGAGGGGACAGGUCUUCUGCUACAGCUCCCGGAACGUCUCCAAGAGGAACUGCUGCUUCACAGACUUCUGCAACAACGAGACCCUGCAUCUGCAUCCAGGCUAUGUAGAGAGGCCUUCGGAGGAGCCCGGCUGGGGCAGACUGGAGCUGGCAGCAGUCAUCCUGGUGCCCUCUACCCUGCUCUGUGUGAGCAUCCUGCUGGGUGUGUGUGUGGUGCAGAGCCAGCCCUGUGCCUACAACCGGGCCCACAAGAAUGACGCGGAGGAGCCCCUGGAUGACCAAAGUCUUAUGUCCCCCGAUAAGUGUCUUAAAGACCUCAUCUACGAUAUGAGCACCUCCGGCUCAGGCUCCGGGCUACCACUGCUGGUACAAAGGACAAUAGCUCGGACCAUCGUGCUGCAGGAGACCAUUGGGAAGGGCCGCUUCGGGGAGGUGUGGCGAGGGAAGUGGCGAGGGGAGGACGUUGCGGUGAAGAUCUUUUCAUCCCGUGACGAGAGGUCCUGGUUCAGAGAAGCAGAGAUCUAUCAGACCAUCAUGCUCCGACACGAGAAUAUCCUGGGAUUCAUUGCAGCUGAUAACAAAGAUAAUGGCUCUUGGACCCAGCUGUGGCUGGUGACCGAGUACCACGAGCACGGCUCCCUGUUCGACUACCUGAACAGGUACACAGUGUCUGUGGAUGGCAUGAUCGUUCUGGCCUUGUCCAUCGCCAGCGGCCUGGCACACCUCCACAUGGAGAUCAUUGGCACUCAGGGGAAACCUGCCAUUGCCCACAGAGACAUCAAGUCUAAAAACAUUCUGGUGAAGAAGAAUGGGACGGCUGUCAUAGCAGACCUCGGAUUGGCUGUGAAACACGACUCCAGAACCAACAUCAUUGAUAUACCGUCCAAUCACAGAGUAGGAACAAAAAGGUACAUGGCCCCAGAACUGCUGGAUGACACGAUCAAUAUUGGCAGCUUUGAGUCAUUCAAGCGGGCAGACAUCUACUCCCUGGGCCUUGUAUUCUGGGAACUGGCAAGGAGGUGUUCCAUCAGGGGACUUCAAGAAGAUUUUCAGGUGCCUUACUAUGAUAUGGUGCCUUCAGAUCCUUCUGUGGAGGACAUGAGAAAGAUAGUCUGUGACCAGAAACUGAGACCCAACAUUCCCAACCAGUGGCAGAGCUGUGAGGCACUGCGGGUGAUAGGCAAGCUGAUGCGCGAGUGCUGGUAUGCCAACGCUGCAGCUCGCCUCACUGCGCUGAGGGUCAAGAAAACCGUCUCUCAGGUGACUGUACUCAAGGACAUCAAAGAUUAGCUAGCCCACUGGCUGGCGCACCGUUAUUGGUCUGGAGCAAAGCAUCCUCAAGACCACGCUGAAACAAGAAACACUCAGCUGGGUCGUAUUAAUUAGAAACCAAACAAAAGAAAAUGCGGGGGACUACCUAAACCUAUCCAAUAAGACAUUCUCAUUACAAAAGGUUUUGUUGUGGUUAGUAAAUGUAGGUUUUAGCACGGUGUUACAAAUGCCUGUAUUGCAAGAAUCAAGAUUUGUUUUGUUUUAUGAGCGUUCAUGUCCGCUUGUUUUCGUGGAGAUGAGUCUUUUUGGUCUCAUCUCCUCCGCGCCUUCUGUGCUGUUUGCACCUUCCCACUUGCGCGCACACACACACACACACACACACACACACACACCAAGCCUUUCCCCAUGCCACUCACGUCGAACAUUAAAGAUGUUCUAUUUGCAUUUGAGGGUUGGUCCAACAGAAUUGGUCACAUGGACACCCAAACACAAUGAGACAUUAUAAUACUGUAACAGAGGGGAAGUUACCUUUUCUAACCUUUUUAUGUCUCGACUCCCAGACCCUCCUAGAACUGGAAGAUCAGUGAACAUGAUUGUGGAACAUUUAAUGCACAGUUUCUGUCACACUGUGACAGAAAUGCAGUACUUGGUACCAAGUUCCGCUAGGAGCAUUUUAGCCACAUACUGUGAAUGUGCUAGCUGUCUAGUCUGUUUUUAUAAAUGUGCAAUGAGCAUAAGAAGCAGCAUUUUAUAUAAGGUAGGCCACUUGAUUCCAACAUCUGAACAAAGUGGACAGGCUAGUAUGCUGUUCAAACAGUUGGAGACGGAUAGGAGGUUGUGUUCAGAACAGUUCAACUGUUCUAGCUACCUUGCUAGCAAGCAAAUAGAUCCAAAUUGGCUAGACUUUAAAUGUAGAGAUUAGCUGGCUACUCACUAGCGCGUGGGCUUGUGCUUGAGAGAUUGUUUAUGAGACCUGUUUUAAUUUUCUAUAAUGCCUGUUCAGAGAAGUUGGUCAUUUUUAGUGCAUGGUUCAGGUAAAGAAAAAAAAGGGCAUUUUCAUAGACUUGAAAGCCAGAUCAGUGAUUAUUGCAAACAAACAAGUUAAAUACUAUUUGAUAAAACAAUGUAAUUAUUAAUGGGUCUUAUGGUUGUGGAAGGCUUAUCUUUAGUAUAGGUAUAACUUCAAAAGUCUUGAAUUCAUUCGAUUAUUCCUGACCGUUUGAAAUGCGGUGUAUUGCCCUUUUAAUUGUGCAACAAAGCUUAUUUAAAGAAAACAUUUUAAAAAAUCAAGAUGUAUAUCGUGAAUCGGCCAUAUUUAGAUAAGCGUUUUAGGCCAUAUCGCCCAGUCCUAUAUGGUGUGCACUAAUGAAUACGACCCAGCAGUGAGCAUGCUCAGCUUGUGAUGCCAAAAGAGCCUGCUGUGGUUCAGCAGGGAACACUCCUGUCCAGCCCUGCAGUGUGUGACUGCCUAGAACUGGAUCAACCAAUCCAGAGGAACAGGAAAUGAAACUGUGACCUAUCAGAAGAAGAUGGAUGAUUUACAAUGUACUGAUUUCCUCUGCUACCUCAGAUGUUUUUAAGUGCCCAAAAGCUUGAAGUUGCACAUUGAACGCUUCGUGCCAUAUUAUACUGUAUGUAGUGCUAGGCAACAUGCAAAAUGACUGUAAAUGCUAAAUGUUACUGAGUAACGCACUCACUGCUAUGCCUGAUUUGUACAGGACACACAAGGUCUAUACCCAUAAAGGUAAUUGUUACUUGGGAGCUGCCCCUCCCUCCCCCAACCUAUUAUAUUUGUCAUCUAUAUAUAUAUCUUUUUAUAUAAGACUUGAAAAUAAUGCCUAUUUCAACUAUACUAUGUAUUUAAGUCAAACAUAGUCCAAUAUGUUGUAUAAUAAAAUAGAUGAUUUUUAAAGGUACAAUCUGCAGGUGUAACAAUAACAAAGCCGUCAACCCACCCCUGAUUUUGUCAACAGCUGAGGGAUGGAGAUGGAGAAAUGUAACUACUCUCCUAAUUCAUAGACGGGUGUGGAUGCAGCGACUGAUCAUCCAUGAUAUCAAAAUGAUAGUUUUCACCAUGUUUUGAGGCUACGCAAUGCAAACAAUUGCAUUGUUUACAGACAAUGGAGUAAAACAAGCUUGCAUUUUCGGUUUUGAUGUGGUACGACAGUCUUACUAAGCUCAUGACAAAAUGUAUAUUCUUCAAGAGUCAAUAUCAUCAAUUGAAUAAAAGUUUUAAAAAACAACUAUGUAGCAAACACAGAUUGUCUCUUUUAAACACAACCGCACAAAUGAUGUAUGAUUUAGAUGUAUUUUCCCUAACACCCACAUCUUCUCUGAGAAGCACAACUUUUGUUAUAUUACAGAAGAGAGAACUACACCGAACAAAAAUGUACAUGCAACAAUUUCAAAGAUUUAACUGAGUUAUAGUUCAUAUAAGGAAAUCGGUCAAUUGAAACAAAUAGAUUCGGCCCUAAUCUAUGGAUUUCCCAUGACUGGGAUAAUAUAUAAAUGCAUCUGUUGGUCACAGAUACCUUGAAAAAAAAGUAGGGGCGUGGCUCAGAAAACUAAUCACUAUCUGGUGUGACCACCAUUUGCCUCAUGCAGCGCAACACAUUUAUUUCGCAUAGAGUUGAUCAGGCUGUUGAUUGUGGCCUGUGGAAUGUUUUCCCAGUUCUCUUCAAUGGCUGUGCGAAGUUGCUGGAUAUUGCCAGGAACUGGAAGACUGUCAUACAGAUUGAUCCAGAGCAUCCCAAACAUGCUCAAUGGGUGACAUGUCUGGUGAGUAUGCAGGCCAUGGAAGAACAGACAUUUUCAGCUCAUGGAAUUCUGUACAGACCCUUGCGACAUGGGGCUGUGCAUUAUCAUGCGGAAACAUGAGGUGAUGGAUGAAUGGCAAGACAAUGGGCCUCAGGAUCUCGUCACGGUAUUUCUACAUUCAAAUUACCAUUGAUGAAAUGUAAUUGUGUUUGUUGUCCUUAGCUUAUGCCUGCCCAUACCAUAAACCCACCGAAACCAUGGGGCACUCUGUUCACAACGUUGACAUCAGGAAACCACUCGCCCACACAAUGCCAUACACGCUGUCUGCCAUCUGCCCGGUACAGUUGAAACUGUGACUCAUCUGUGAAGGGUACACAUCUCCAGCGUGCCAGUGGCCAUCGAAGGUGACAUUGUCCCACUGAAGUCUUACGCCCCAGAAGUGCAGUUUGGUCAAGACCUUGGUGAGGACAAGGAGCACACAUGAGCUUCCCUGAGACGGUUCUGACAGUUUGUACAGAACAUUCUUUCGUUGUGCAAACCCAGUUUCAUCAGCUGUCCGGGUGGCUGGUCUCAGACCAUCCCGCAGGUGAAGAAGCCGGAUGUGGAGGUCCGGGGUUGGCAUGGUCUGUGGUUGUGAGGCCGGUUCAACGUACUACCAAAUUCUCUAAAAUGACAUUGGAGGCGGCUUAUAGUAGACAAAUUAAUAUUAAAUUAUCUGGCAAAAGCUCUGGUGGACAUUCCUCCAGUUAGCAUGCCAAUGGCACCCUCCCUCAAUUUGAGACAUCUGUGGUGUUGUGUGACAAAACUGCACAUUUUAGAGUGGCUUUUGUAAUGAUCAUGCUGUUUAAUCAGCUUCUUGAUAUGCCACACCUGUCAGGUGGAUGUGUUAUCUUGGCAAAGAAGAAACACACUCUAACAGGGAUGUAAACUAAUUUGUGCACAGAAUGAGAGAAAUAAGCUUUUUGUGCGUAUGGAACAUUUCUGGGAUCUUUUAUUUCAGCUCAUGAAACGUGGGACCAACACUUCACAUGUUGCAUUUAUAUUUUUGUUCAGUAUAUUUAGAUGGUUUUGUUGUUUAAUACAUAAUUAUGGAAACACUUAUUUCAUAGGGAUAUAUUUAUACUCUAUAUCCAAGGCCUUUAAUUGAAUGCUGCACUAUGUAGAGACACUAUGAAAGGCCAAUGUGAAAAUAUAUACAUUUUGUACUUUAUUUUAAUUUAUCUUUUCAUUUAGAUAAUUUUUUCAUGCAGUACAUUGUUAUAAGUUACUUAAGCAUGACUGAACAUUUUCAAAUUGUUCACAUGAAAUUGUUUUUUAGCUAGAGCUUUUGUGUUAUCAAGAAACACGGCCACUUUUUAUUGACAUUUUGUUAAUCACCUGGAAUAUGAUAAACCCCUUGUAAUGCUUUUCAGUCAAAAAUGUCUUUUUAAUUUGUUGGUUUUCUACUAAAAGAGGAAUUUUACAGUGAGUCGUCAGCACAGCCGUACGUUUCAACAAGGACUGUGUUCAGGCUGCUCAUGUGAACACUAAUACCAUUGUGAGAUCUGGCUUGUGAACUCUUUCCAUAACAGGUUUAGGAAUGGAAAUAUUGUGUGGGUGUCUACUGUACACCACAGGGCAGGCCUGGUGCUCUGUUUGUUUAGGCCUGAAGCAUGUUCAAUCAGAAUUAUAGCACAUACAUGUUGCCAAUGUACAUAUGUAUUGUCUGUGGUGUCAUUUGACAAAAAAACAAAGUCUCCAAUUCAUUACAGAGAUUGUUUAAGAUGAGUGCUGUUUUAGAAUAAUACACUUUACUGAUCCAUAUCAAUAAUACACUUUACUGAUCCAUAUCAAUAAUACACUUUACUGAUCCAUACCCUGGCUUUUAAUUACUUGUAGAUUUACUCUGUUGUGUUGUGGAUGGGAUGGUGGCAGUACAGUAUCUAUGAAGCAUGGUCAAUGUAGCCUCUGUAGUUGCUUCAUGGGGUGUAAAUGACCGGUUCGCUGCUCUGCUGCACAUGUAACCGUAUCACUUAGUCAAUGUUACAAUGACAUUUUGUAUGUAAAAACAAUGAUCUGUGUAAUUAUUUGACAAAUUAUGUAACAACAAAAAAACUCAUAUUGACAUUGCAGUAUUUAGUGCUCUGCCUGUAUCCUGUGGACAAACAGUUAUUUGUCUAAAUUGGAAUACAGACAUGCUUUUGUCAUGUGUCGAGGCCGUUUCUAUGGCUGAGUUUACACAGGCAUCCCAAUACUGAUAUUUUCUCCCACUAAUUAGUCUUUUGACCAAUCAUAUCAGAUCUUUUCACAUAGGCUGUUUUUCAGAGCUGAUCUGAUUGGUCAAAAGACCCGUUAGUGGAAAAAAAAAUCAGAAUUAGAUUUGCUUCUGUUAAGACCAUCAGUCAUUCCAAAGAAGAGUAUUUGUGUAAUUUCUGGUCAAAUAUCUUUUUUGAAGAUUGUGUAUGACACGAUUGGAUGUUUUGCCUGCUCUGGUAAUGCGAUGCUACUUUCAUAAAGAAGGAUUAAUGCUGGGAAAUGUCAUCCUCCAAUAAAUUAGCAUCGUUCUUUCUGUUGACAAGAGUAACUAGUAACUGGGGGCGGCAGGGUAGCCUAGUGGUUAGAGCGUUGGACUUGUACCCCUGAACAAGGCAGAACAGCAAUUUCACUGUCAUUGUAAAUAAGAAUUUGUUCUUAACUGACAUGCCUAGUUAAAUAAAUAAAAUACAGCUAUUUAGUGUUGUGAACUUGGACAUGAUAUCUGUCAAUAUGUCAUUGGAUUGUCUUUCCGUUUUACACUAUUUAUUAUGAAUACAUGAAUCAAUAAACAACUUUUCAUUGAA